Fraxinus pennsylvanica is the source of this 417-nucleotide messenger RNA. Lineage: Eukaryota; Viridiplantae; Streptophyta; Magnoliopsida; Lamiales; Oleaceae. The record is from the annotation of a GenBank genome assembly.
AUGCACCUUCUUUUGAAUCCUACGGCUGGGCAACAAAUGCUUGAAGCAUCUGCAUCUCAGGGAUAUAAAGCGCCUGAGUUGAUUAAAAUGAAAGAUGCAAGUGAAGAAAGUGAUAUUUAUAGUCUCGGGGUAAUCCUUCUGGAAUUACUUACUGGAAAAGAACCGAUUGAUGAAAAUCCUAAUCCCGAUCAAGACUUUUAUUUGCCUAAUACCUUGAGGGCUGCAAUUCUUGAUGAUCGAAUUACGGAUUUGUAUCAUCCAGACAUCCUUCUCAGUCGAAGCAAUGAUCAGACGGUUGUCACUGAAGAUCAUAUUUUCAGAUUUUUUCAACUUGCAAUGGCUUGUUGUUCUCCCUCAACUCCCCUUCGGCCUGAUAUUAAGCAAAUUCUCAACAAGCUCGAAGAAAUUGCGAAGUGA